AUGGCAAAUGCGCGCUUCCACCCGGAGAAACAAUACGCGUGGUUAUACACGAGAAUUGUGUCUUGUGCGAGAAAGGAUACGUGGGCGAGGCGUGCAAGAUCUUCGUGCAUACAUGUGAUCGCUAUCCCGACCUCGAAUGCUUUUAAACUGAUGAGAAGAAAAAAGAAGACGGCGGUGUUUGCGAGAGCAGUGUGUGCCCCGCAGAUGACGAAAUCCGGUUGUGAAGCUCAACCGUUUGACCAGAAGAGCUUCUGUGACUACGAGAAAGGCACCGUGCUCGGCUUCCGCAACCCGACACCUGACAAUCCGAGGGAACUUAUAAAAAAAUACGUCUUGUGUCUCUGUCUUGACGGAAUCGAUGUCGGAAUUGCCAGAAUAUCCGAUGUCGCGUUUCUGAAUAACUCUGCCACGGUCACGAAACGGAAAAUUGUCCGGGUCGAGUUUGCAAUUAUGGCUAUGGACGAAACACCAAAGUUGACAAUUGGGAGCACUUGUGAAGUUGAAGGGCAAACGUGUACCGAUGGGCACUCCGAGGUGUGCUCGUGUGAUCCGCGCGACGACAAGGACGGACAAGUACUCGCAAGAAGCAGCGUGUCCCAUGGCGCUGUUGAGGUCAGAUGGUUCAACGGUGGUGAUGUACAUUGGAUCUCCGUGUGGCUCCCUGGU
Mesorhabditis belari is the source of this 666-nucleotide messenger RNA. NCBI's taxonomy places the organism in Eukaryota, Metazoa, Nematoda, Chromadorea, Rhabditida, Rhabditidae. The record is from the annotation of a GenBank genome assembly.